AUGGACAGAGUGAAGCUCGCACAAAAAGUAACGCGCAUUGCGUUUACGAGGGCAUACGCUGUUUUCCAAGCGGAAAAGGCGAGGCAACCGCUGGACAUAACCUCGCUACAAGUCGCGUACGCGCUGGUGCAAGAUAAAGCAAGCGAACUCAAGGAGUUGAGCCUGAAACUACGGAACUUGAUGAUCCAAGCCGAAGAAUCCGAAGAAGCCCUCUGCCGAGAAAUAGAGCAUGCGGACGAAUAUGCAGCGAAGUAUCAUCAAGCGAAAUUUGAGGUAACCGGAUUGAUUGAGAGGCAAGAAGCUCACGAGUCCACGCUGCCGGCACAGUCUCCAUCUCGACGGUCGUAUUCUGCACUCGCGAUGACACAGGAAAGUAUGCGCACACUAAAAUUACCAAAGAUUGAAUUAAGAAAAUUUGGAGGCGAUAUUAAAGAUUGGCUACCGUUUUGGGGGACGUUUAAGAAAAUUCACGUGAAUCCAGAAUUGGCUAAAGAAGAUAAAUUUCAUUAUUUAGUACAGUCUAUGGAAACGGGUUCGCGUGCAUGUGAAGUAGUAAGUAGUUUCCCGCCAACGGCGGAGAAUUAUGAGAAAGCCAUACAGAGCCUCGAGUCACGUUUUGGCAAGAAAGAAUUGUUGAUUGAAUUUUACGUGCGUGAACUUUUAAAGUUAGUUUUGAAUAAGAGUAAAAAGGUGUCGCUUGCGACGAUUUAUGAUAAAUUAGAAACGCAUAUGCGAUCGCUUGAGACUCUAGAUGUAACAACAGAUAUGUGUGCGGCGAUGUUAUUUCCGUUGGUAGAAUCUGCGCUGCCAGAAGAAACUUUGCGAACGUGGCAACGAGUAAUGACGUCGUCAACGCUGCAAACAGAUACAUCUAGUAUAAAUCGCACAGCCAAGGAUCGUCUUAUUAAUUUGAUGUCUUUUCUAGGAAGAGAGGUUGAGAACGAAGAGCGUAUUCUAAUGGCUAAGACAUAUUUCGAGAGUAGCGAUACCCAGGCAUCUAAAGAUAAAGAUAAGAAGAGAACGAGAUGCGAUCAAGGUCAAGGAGUAGCUACAGCAGCUGGUUUAUUAUCCGUGAAAGAAUCCAAGGCACAACCAUGUUUGUUCUGUGGAGAGAAACAUCAUAGUUCGAGUUGUGAAAAGGCGAAAGGCAUGGAUAUGGACGAGAGAUCUAAGAUCGUUAAAGAAAAAAAUGGCUGUUUCAAAUGUCUAAAGGUAGGACAUAGCUAUAAGAAAUGUUACAGCAAAGAAAAAUGUCCCUGGUGCAGUAAAGGACACUGCCUCUAG
Molecule: messenger RNA, 1284 nt
Organism: Trachymyrmex septentrionalis
Lineage: Eukaryota; Metazoa; Arthropoda; Insecta; Hymenoptera; Formicidae
Exons: 1
Coding region: 1-1284 (427 amino acids)
Source: RefSeq, a predicted model, not a curated record